AUGCCCGAGCCCCCUCCAGCCCCUGUGGGAGCUGCGGGGAAGAAGGGCACCAAAGGCAAGGACGACAAAAAAGCCGACAGUAAAGCCAGCGACGGCAAAAAGGAAGGGAAAACAGCCGACAGCAAAAAGGAAGGAAAGUCAGGCGAUAGUAAAAAAGAGGGGAAAGCAGGCGACGGCGGCAAGUCGAAAGGAUCAUUCUCCGUGCCCUCCUCGUCCUCCAAAUCUUCCACCUCGUUACCCGCUGCUCCCGCGCCAAAGCCUACGGUCGCGCUGCUCGUGCGCUCCUCUCUCCCCCCCGCUGCCAAGGCUGCCGUGUCCGUGGCUAAGUCCUCGUCUAGUGGGGCCGGGCCGACGUCCCCGUCGUCGAAAAGCGGGGGUAUAGGCGCGUCUGGUGGGGGUGGUGGGGGAAGUGGGAGUGGGGGAGCGCCGGUGAAGGUUCUGUCCAAGUCCUGGAGUGCUGCUGCUGCGGGGUUGAAGGAUGCGGCGGCAGCAGCUGUUGGUGCUGUGAGCAGCAGCAGCAGUAGCGGUGGCGGUGGGAGUGGUGGGAGCGGGCCUGUGAAUGCGUGGUCGUCGUCGCCUGUCAUCGUUUCUGGACCGUCCAAAGGGAAGAACGCGGAGAGCAAGGCGGAGAAGGUCUCGUCUCCUAAGGACUCAUCAUUGCAACAAGACGCCAGUUCCGCAGGCAAGGCGUCUGACAAGCCUGUAGCAGGAGGGGCAGGAGGCGAGGAGAAGGGCAGGAAAGACAAGGCUGGGAGCAAGGCGGCUAGCCAAGAAGGGGAAGGGAAAGCUGAGAACGGUAGCGGUGGUGGUAGUAAUAAGGGGAGUCAAUCCAGGCAGAAGAAGAAAGGCAAGGAGCAGUCGGUUCCCGCACCUGCGGUGCCUGCUCCGGUGACCGCCGCCGUGCCAGCGAACUCGGUCUGGAAAGCCAAGCCUGCUGCGCUGCUGCUUCGGCCAGAGGCUGGGAAGGCGCAGGCACCGAGCCAACAGCAGGCACAGCAGCAGAAGCAGCAGCCCGCGCAGCAGCAGCAGCAAGAGCAGCAGCAGGGGAAGCAGGCUGGAAGGACGACAACAGAAUCGCAAGGGAAGACAGAUGCCGCAACCACCUCCUCUCCUGUACCUCCUCCCAUCAAAACCACAGCCACCGUCUCCCCAGACCCCCCUCCCCCCUCUUCCGCCCACCUCCCGCCCUCCACUUCCCUCUCCGUCUGGACCAAGGAAUCCGCCUCACUCCACUCCACCUCUCUCCACUCCUCCUCACCUCACUCCACCUCUCUCCACUCCUCUCUCCAUCCCACCCCCCCGUCCUCCUCCUCGUCCUCCUCCUCCACCCCAACUGAGUGCGAAUUCUCGACCACCUCGGGCCUCUCCUCUCCCCCUUCCUCCUUCCCCUCUACCCCCCGCGCCAUGGCCAGUCUCUCCCCCUCCGCCAGCAUGGGCAGUUGCGCCGACCACCUCCCUGCCGAGCCUGUCACCGAACCUGCCUCCAGCUUAACCGAACCGGCUGCCGAGCCUAGCGUCGUGGGUUCGGAAACGCUGUUGAGUGGGAGGUCGGGUAAUGAUGUGGGCGUGCAGGAUGGUUUGCGAGUGAAAGCAGAUUCCCAGGUACAGCAGCAGCAGCAGCAGUCUCAGCAACAGCAGAAACAGUCGCAGCAGCAGCAGCAGCAGACGGUGGCUGCAGAAGGUGUUGCAGCAGGAGAGGCCAGCAAGGACAGCAAUGCAUCGAAUCCGGGCAUGGGCUCAAUAUCCGUUGAUGCCGGCGCUGCCGCAGGUGCCGCCGGUGCUGCUGCUGCAGUCAAUGCGGCUGCCUCUGUGGGGGCCACCGUUGCUAGUGGUGCUGGGGAUAUGUCUGGUGCUGCAGCCGGAGGGAGCACCGCCUCUGGUGGGCUGCGCCCGUGGAGUGAUGCGUGCCGCUUUGCCCUGGAGACGAAUCGCCGGCGAGUCUAUGUGCGCCAGCUGCAAGAGCUCGGAUUCCCCCUGGGAGAGGCAGCGCAGGCAGUGCUGGUGCACGGGGGUGACCUGGGUGGCUGUCUCAACCACCUGCUCGUCUUCCACGAGUGCUCCUGCCGCCCCUCCGUGCUCUCUGCUCUCACGCCCUCCCCAUUCGUCGUACCAUCCCACACGCCCCUUACUUCCCACACAUUCCUCACUGCUAUUCCACCGCUGUCUCCCUUCCCCUUCUACUCAUCUCCCCUCCCCUCCACCACCACCACCUCCUCCGCAACUCUCUCCUCGCUUCCUCCUCCCCACCCGUUCCAGUCGAACCACUGCAUACCGCACAGCACCACUUCCUUCCCUGUUGGUCCUUCUGACCCUGUCUUUGCCCAUCUGUCCCGCUCCGCCUCCCCCUCCCCCUCCCCCUCGCCACCCUCUCCUCUUCCUGAUUACACCAUCCCAUCUCCCUCACUCGUCAUCCCCCUCUCGAAUACCAACCCUGGCGCCUACUCUCACACCCCUAUGACCACACUCACUCCCACCACUACCUCCUCCUCUUCCUCCCUCCAGCACACAUCUCUCCUCUCGGGUAUCUGGUCUAGCUCAUCGCCUAACCUCCCUUCUGCCGCCCAUGCCAGUCCCGCACCUCCUCCUGGGUUCGGCCCGAGCCUCAAUGCCGCUGCAGCUCCACUUGGGGAUGAGGAGGACCUUUUCUCCCGGAUCCUCCCUGGUUUGCUGGGUUAA
This is a messenger RNA of Closterium sp. Naga37s-1, 2676 nucleotides long. NCBI's taxonomy places the organism in Eukaryota, Viridiplantae, Streptophyta, Zygnematophyceae, Desmidiales, Closteriaceae. The record is from the annotation of a GenBank genome assembly.